Oncorhynchus kisutch (coho salmon) is the source of this 588-nucleotide messenger RNA. RefSeq names its product extensin-like. Bases 1 to 588 code for a protein of 195 amino acids. The record is from RefSeq and is a predicted model, not a curated record. NCBI's taxonomy places the organism in Eukaryota, Metazoa, Chordata, Actinopteri, Salmoniformes, Salmonidae. The transcript has 2 exons.
AUGGCAUGGCAGCACCUCUUCGGUGUACGGCGUUAUGCCACCACCCGUCCCCCCCGGCCACCACCCACCCCCCCAGCCACCACCCGUCCCCCCCAGCCACCACCCACCCCCCCAGCCACCACCCGUCCCCCCCAGCCACCACCCACCCCCCCAGCCACCACCCGUCCCCCCAGCCACCACCCGUCCCCCCCAGCCACCACCUGUCCCCCCCAGCCACCACCCACCCCCCCAGCCACCACCUGUCCCCCCCAGCCACCACCCGUCCCCCCCAGCCACCACCCACCCCCCCAGCCACCACCUGUCCCCCCCAGCCACCACCCGUCCCCCCCAGCCACCACCCGUCCCCCCCGGCCACCACCCGUCCCCCCCAGCCACCACCCCCACCCCCCGGCCACCACCCCCCCCCCCCCGGGACCAACCACCCACCCCCCUGGCCACCACCCGUCCCCCCCGGCCAUCACCCACCCCCCCGGCCACCACCCACCCCCCCGGCCACCACCCACCCCCCGGCCACCACCCACCCCCCCGGCCACCACCCACCCCCCCCAGCCACCACCCACCCCCCCAGCCACCACCCCCCCACUGUAA